Molecule: messenger RNA, 2181 nt
Organism: Ipomoea triloba (trilobed morning glory)
Lineage: Eukaryota; Viridiplantae; Streptophyta; Magnoliopsida; Solanales; Convolvulaceae
Exons: 5
Coding region: 1-2181 (726 amino acids)
Molecular function (GO): RNA-DNA hybrid ribonuclease activity; nucleic acid binding
Source: RefSeq, a predicted model, not a curated record
AUGGUGUCUGAUCUUGGGCCCAUUGUUUUGUGUAAUGUGGUUUACAAGAUCAUGGCUAAAAUGGUGGCAAAUAGGAUGAAGCCUCUUUUAGGGGAUGUGAUAUCCGACUCUCAAAGUGCUUUUAUUCCUAAUCGUUUGAUUACUGACAAUAUUUUGAUUGCCGCAGAGGUGGGGCACUACUUAAACAGGAAGCAGAAUGGUGUAGUUGGGUGGGCUGCCUUGAAGCUGGAUAUGACUAAGGCCUAUGAUCGCAUGGAAUGGACGUUUCUUCGUAAAAUGCUAUUAGCAUUGGGCUUUUCUGAAAGAUGGGUUGACUUGGUUAUGUUAUGUGUGACCACUAUCUCCUACAACUUCCUAGUCAAUGGUGAGAACAUCGGUCAAGUUAUUCCCUCCCGAGGGAUUAGGCAGGGAGAUCCCCUCUCCCCGUAUUUGUUUAUCAUUUGCACAGAAAGGCUCUCUUUAUUGUUGCAGCAGGCUCAGACCCAUGAUAGCCUUUUGUUCUUCAAGGCAACUUCUCAGGAAGCGGAGGUUAUUAGACACUGCCUUAAUGCCUAUGAAAAUAUGUCAGGCCAAGCGGUGAACUACCAUAAGUCCAGUGUAUGCUUUAGCAGGAAUACAUCUGUGGCUUGUAGAGAGGAUGUAGCAUCGGUUUUGGGGGUUAUUCAGGCCCCUAACUUUGGGAAAUACUUAGGGAAGAAAAUCCUUCUCAAAAGUGUGGCCCAAUCUAUGCCUACUUUCUCAAUGAGUGUCUUCUUGCUCCCGGAUUCAGUCUGUCGAUCUAUUAAACGGGCUAUGAAUCGGUACUGGUGGGGGCCAAGUAAUGAAAGAGGCAAGCAGGCCUGGCGGUUCCUAACUAGGCCACAUUCUCUGGUGGCACGAAUUUAUAAAGCGAGGUACUUCCCUAGGUUCUUAUUCAUUGAUGCUAACCUGGGGAAUUGUCCAAGUUUUUGUUGGAGAAACAUUAUGGCAGCCCAUGAGUUAAUUUGCAAUGGGUUUAGGAGAAGGAUAGGAGAUGGCAAUUCUACUUUGAUCUGGGGUCACCCCUGGUUGCCAGAUGAUCCUAACCCAAUGGUUCAAACAGUUAUGCCACAUGAGCUAAAUGGUUCCUUGGUCUCAGGCAUGAUUGACUCGUUUUCUGGGUCUUGGGAUCACUCUAUUCUCCUUGAUAUUUUCACACCUAGCAAUGUUAAACGAAUUUUGAGAGUUCCGGUAAGUCCGGAUUAUGAGGAUUCAUGGUUUUGGUUGGGUGACCCAGGGGGUUGCUACACAGUCAAACAAGGUUAUAAGAGUAUUGUUGGGAGUUUUGAGAACAUGCCUGGGGCCUUUGAUAAAUGGUUACAUCUCUGGAAGAUAAAAUCCCCUGCUAAAUGGAAAACUUUUAUAUGGAGAGCCCUUUUAAAUAUUCUUCCUACAACUACUAAUCUGAUUUUAAAGAGAGUUGAUGUGGAUCCGACAUGCCCGAUGUGUGGCCUCAUGCAUGAAAAUAUAAUGCGCUCACUCAUUUUAUGUGACUUUUCAAGAUUAGUGUGGCAUGAAUCAUCUUUGCAUGUUCCUAGUGUGGAGGGCUCUUUGCUGCACCCGAGGAAUGUUUGGCGAAGUGCGCAGGCUGCGGUCGUGGCUUGGCGACACACACACGCGACGAAUACCCAAUCCACGCUAAAUCCAGCUCAACAAAUUCCAACGUCGACGGCUGCUGUUCCGAUUACUGUCACGCCUCAUGCAGCGGGUUUGCCAUCAAAAUGCUACUUCGAUGCCAGCUAUCAGUCGGCCACCAGGAGGGCAACAGUUGGAGCAGUAUUGCUCUCGCAUGAUGGAGUGUUCCUCGCAGCCUUCAAUGGUCAGCUCCCCGCUUGUUUUUCACCACUUAUGGCCGAAUCACUCGCUUGCAAGGAGGUACUUUCUUGGCUAAAGGGCCGUGGUCUUGCUUCUGUGGAUGUCUACACCGACUAUUCCAACCUCAAACAGUUGUUAACCACGGACAACAAUAAUCUUUAUUCUUAUGUCGCGUUUUCUAUUGAUGCCUCUAGGGAGUUAAUGUCAUCGUUUAAUCAUUGUUCAGUUAAUUACGUACCUAGAACUGCUAAUCUAGGUGCUCACACGCUUGCUACAUCGAACUUCUUACAGGAUAACUCUUUGUAUUGGGAUUCUAUCCCGCCAAACCUUAUUUCUGAGUUGAUUUAA